CACUGCGCGUCUCCUGCUUUGUGCGUCACAGCUGCGACGCACGCGGCUCUUCUGUUCGGCCUGCUCGACGCGCAUUCGUAUUUUAACUCGUAAUUUAUCAUCAAAAUCUGUAAUAAUUAUGGACACCGCCGCAGUCCCCGUUAGGAAGAGGCUCCUGAAGGAGGAAGACAUGACGAAAAUCGAGUUUGAGACGAGCGAAGAGGUGGAUGUGACGCCGACGUUCGACACGAUGGGCCUGAGGGAAGAUCUGCUGCGCGGGAUCUACGCGUACGGUUUUGAGAAACCGUCAGCCAUCCAGCAGCGAGCCAUCAAACAGAUCAUCAAGGGGCGAGACGUGAUCGCCCAGUCACAGUCUGGAACCGGUAAAACAGCCACGUUCUGUAUCUCAGUGCUGCAGUGUUUGGAUAUUCAGGUUCGAGAGACUCAAGCGCUGAUCCUGGCUCCGACCAGAGAGUUAGCCGGACAGAUCCAGAAGGUGCUGCUGGCGUUGGGCGACUACAUGAACGUUCAGUGUCACACCUGCAUCGGAGGCACAAACGUGGGCGAGGACAUCAGGAAGCUGGACUACGGUCAGCACGUGGUGGCUGGGACGCCCGGCCGAGUGUUCGAUAUGAUCCGCAGGAGGAGUUUGAGGACUCGUGCUAUUAAGAUGCUGGUGCUGGAUGAAGCAGACGAGAUGCUCAACAAAGGUUUUAAGGAGCAGAUCUAUGAUGUGUACAGAUACCUGCCUCCUGCCACUCAGGUGUGUCUCAUCAGCGCCACGCUGCCUCACGAGAUCCUGGAGAUGACCAACAAGUUCAUGACCGACCCCAUCCGCAUCCUGGUCAAACGUGAUGAAUUGACUCUGGAGGGGAUUAAGCAGUUUUUCGUGGCUGUGGAGCGAGAGGAGUGGAAGUUCGACACGCUGUGUGACCUUUACGACACGCUGACCAUCACACAAGCCGUCAUCUUCUGCAACACCAAACGCAAGGUGGACUGGCUGACGGAGAAGAUGAGGGAGGCUAACUUCACCGUGUCGUCGAUGCACGGAGACAUGCCACAGAAAGAGCGAGAGUCCAUCAUGAAGGAGUUCAGAUCCGGAGCCAGUCGAGUGCUGAUCUCCACAGACGUUUGGGCCAGAGGUCUGGAUGUGCCUCAGGUGUCUCUCAUCAUUAACUACGACCUGCCCAACAACAGAGAGCUGUACAUCCACAGGAUUGGUCGAUCGGGUCGUUACGGCAGGAAAGGUGUGGCCAUCAACUUUGUGAAGAACGAUGACAUCCGUAUCCUGCGAGAUAUUGAGCAGUACUACUCCACACAGAUCGACGAGAUGCCCAUGAACGUGGCUGACCUGAUCUGAUCCCAGUGCUGAAAACAUCAAGAACAGUUUUACUUUCAUCCGGAUUUUUAUUCUUCAUUUCUUGUGAUUCUUCUUUUUAUUUACCCUCUCUUGACGUAGUACGAGCGCUCGGAUGUUGUGAUGUUGUGUUCUGAGCGGCGCUUCAUUGACUUUUGUAAAUAAAGAAUCUUUGUCUCCA
Molecule: messenger RNA, 1517 nt
Organism: Carassius auratus (goldfish)
Lineage: Eukaryota; Metazoa; Chordata; Actinopteri; Cypriniformes; Cyprinidae
Product: eukaryotic initiation factor 4A-III
Exons: 12
Coding region: 119-1339 (406 amino acids)
Molecular function (GO): ATP binding; RNA helicase activity; nucleic acid binding
Source: RefSeq, a predicted model, not a curated record